UUUUAUACUUUUUUACAUUAAAGUCAAGUAGUUAUAUACAAGUACUUUAUUUGCUAAAAAAAACAAAUAUUUCUAAAAAUUUCAAAACUUUUGAUUGAUCGAAAUCAAAAAUGCCUAGGAAACAGUGCAAAAGAAGAUCUAAAUUUUCAAAAAGAAAAGUGCUUAGCGGUUACUACGGCAAUCAUUUUGGACAUCAAAUGCAUUCUGAUAAACUCCCGGAAAUGACGUUAAUACCCAUUAAUGCUAAUGAUUGUAGACCUGAACCUUUUAUAUAUAAUAUAAACUCAUUCCCAAAUGUUGAAUCACCCUUUGCAAAUUCAGUUUCAACAUACGGUGAUAUGACAAAUAAUUAUGCAGAAAAUUUGUUUUCCCCAAUGGAAAUACUAUAUCCAUUUAAUACAAUCACACAAAUAGCAUUGUCCGGAAAUGUAACUAUACCCAUAGAGAAUAACAAAGAACAACUUGAUGAAGUCGUCCCAAUGGAAAUAGAUGAAUUCUAUGAUUAUCCAAAUAUGAUGGAAGUGGAUAAGGAGUUUACUUUUAGUAAUGGUACUAACGUUUCACCAAUAUCCUCUAACGCUUCAUUUUAUUCUUAUGGCGAAACUCAGGCGUUCGCUCAAAAUAACUUCCAAAAGCGAUUAAAAAAGAAAAAAUCUCGGCAUAAUAUCCAGAAAUGUCCAUUCUGUAAAAAGAAAAGGAGAAUCUAAAUAAUGAGAAAUCUCAAAUUCGCAGUCAAAUUCGAUGUUCAUACUAAGAAUUUAGAAUCUAUAUAAAUUCUGAGCUGAAAUUUUAAAAAUAUUGAUGAGGGAAACUAGAAAUUCUAAAUCGUUUUAUGAAAAUUUAUAUACAAUAACUAUUCCAAUCAUGCACGCAAAAAACUUGGGACCUACCUCGCUAUCAAAAUCUUCAGAAACUGGAAAAUUAUUCGUAGAUAUCAGAAGUACAAAUUGAAUAGAAUGUAUAAUGCUUUUAUAAACUACAUAAAUUAAAUAAACUAAUUUAAGUCAAA
Teleopsis dalmanni is the source of this 1009-nucleotide messenger RNA. RefSeq lists its product as uncharacterized. The transcript is spliced from 3 exons. The record is from RefSeq and is a predicted model, not a curated record. Lineage: Eukaryota; Metazoa; Arthropoda; Insecta; Diptera; Diopsidae. The coding region runs from base 111 to 707 and encodes 198 amino acids.